Molecule: messenger RNA, 4758 nt
Organism: Solea solea (common sole)
Lineage: Eukaryota; Metazoa; Chordata; Actinopteri; Pleuronectiformes; Soleidae
Product: CXXC-type zinc finger protein 5-like
Exons: 4
Coding region: 788-2002 (404 amino acids)
Cellular component (GO): nucleus
Molecular function (GO): zinc ion binding; methyl-CpG binding
Source: RefSeq, a predicted model, not a curated record
ACCGGAGGUAAUGAAGACACUGAGGUCGUUCCUCACUUUUAUACACCUGCAGAGAUGUGAUUAAAGGAAUACUUUGUUUUCUUUUUUUUAACCGUUAUGAAACAAAACUAGCAUAAUGGUACGUUCCGGGUGCAGAUGGAAGUGGGAAUAACCACGUUUCUAGUCGGAGGGUUCAACUGAAAAAAAUAAGUUUUUAUUGCUUUGUAAUGCACUCACUCUCCAACACCAAAGUCCAUAUAGAAAAUCAUCAUUUCUUACAUCACAGCACACAGUUGUUAAUCCAUUACUGCCUCUAUCAGGAAAUUCAAAUUUGUUAUUUUGUAAAAUUCGUCAUUAAAAAUCUUUUGUUCAGCUUUAUCUCAGUGACACAAAGUGACCACACGAGGCAGCAGUAGACCAGCAGCUCCUGUGUCCCUGUGAGCUAAAAUCAAUGAUUUUCUUUAUGGGGUUUGGUGUGGGAGAGUGAGUGGGUUACAAACUUCACUUUCCUGUUGGAAAAGCCUGUCUAACUGAAUCUGAUUAAUUAUUAAUCACCUCAUAUAUUUGAACAGAAUAAAAAUCAUAAUAAUCUAAGGGUCACAUGACAGGCCUCACCAAAGUCAUCAAGGGAAAGAGUUCCUUUAAAGAGAUGAAAGACAGGAUAGAAAACAUUACUGCUGGAAGACGAUGUGAUCGCUGAGAAGAACGAGAAGAAAGAGAAAAAAGUAAACGACUCUACUUUAUGGGACUAACCGCUCACGGACUUCCCUUGUGCGCAGGUGUGUGUGUGUGAGUGUGUGCAUGUGUCAUGUCGGGUAUGACGAGUGGCGUGUGCGUGGAGAGCGACCUCUCCUCGAUGCUACAGAGAAGCUCCGCCCCCUCCCACCAUCACCCGAAUCACCACGUCUACAGCGGACAGGGACAGGUUUCGAGUUUGGCUCCAAUGCUGGACUACACCACAGAGAUGGACCGCUACCGCUCGUCCAUCGCCAACUUCUACAAAACCAACGUCAACAUGAACAUGAACGUCACAAACUUUCCUCAGUCGGCCAAACUGGCGGCCCGUUUGGCGGCUGCCGCCCCCAUUUUCCCACCCGCCGCCGCCAGGCUGGGCACCAUGGCGACGGCGCCUUGGGGCUGCCACGACAACAUGAACAUGAACCACCCGGCGGCCAUGUUCUGGAGCCGGCCCAAACCUGUGGCGGCGGCGCCGACGCACCACCACCAUCACCAUCCCUCUGCGACACAGGGUCACGUGCCCUCCUCACACCCCCACAGUACCAGCAUGCACCACGGCGGUGCGGGGUCGGGAGGGGCUGCAGGGAGAAGUGGAGGGAGCGGCGAGGGGGGCGGAGCUGAAAAACACGGACACAGCGCCUCCUCACUUCCUGUAACGCAGGGAACGGCCCACCAUCACCCCAUGGCGCCUAGCAAUGCAAACUUUCUCCCCGGUUACAGCAGCGGCGCCGACUGUGGGAUUAUGAACAAGCAGGGACACGCCCACCCGGACAUGAUGGCCCUAACAGAGGCCGGGAGCUGCAAUGGAGGCGGGGUGAUGGGCAGUAGCUUCCUGGGGGGGCUAGGAUUACCCCCCGGGGUCAUCGUCAUGGCAAUGGGUUCGGCAGGGGGCGGGAUCUCAGAUGCGAGUAGCGCUUUCCAAAUGACGGGCGGCCAGCGUGCGCUAACGGACUGCCAGCAGCACGCCAACUCCUCCCCGUGCCCCUCCUCCGCCUCGCCCUCGUCGUCGGUGGUGACGGCAGGGGGCGUCGCCCUGUCAACGUCGUCCUCGGCGGCGUCGGGGGCGGUGGCCAAGAGGAAGCGGAAGCGGUGCGGUGUGUGCGGGCCGUGCAGGAGGCUGAUCAACUGCGGCGUCUGCUCGUCCUGCCGCAACCGGAAGACGGGUCACCAGAUCUGCAAGUUCAGGAAGUGCGAAGAGCUGAAGAAGAAGCCGGGGGGAGGAGGGGGGGCGCUCGAGCGUCCUCCGUCUGUCCCGACUGGCGAAGCCUUCCGUUGGUUCUUCUGAAGACGCCGUCACCCACAGCGUCGCAACUGGGACUGGUCGCGAACAGGAAGUCAAAUCGCACAAAGACGCUGGUGACGCUGGACUCUUAACUCUGCAACGGGAUUACAGUUUCAAACUGUGGAUUAAAUUAAAGACAACUUCAAAUCCCAAGACAACUCAAACAAGCAAAACACGCAGGUGGACUGAGGGGGAGGGGACACUUUGGCCGCCGGUAACUGGCUACAAAUGCUAGCUGCACAUGUUAGCAUCGCAGACAACGGCAGUUAUUUGUUAAAUGUUCAGAGUGAAGGAUUCCGAACGAUCUUUCAUCCCCAAAACAUCUAGACAGCUCUCAAUAGCUAAAUGGAGGUUGUAAAGAUGCUAAGAAGCUACAGCUUACUCAUUUAAAUUGCGACAAGGCUGUAGCUGCAUCGUGUUAGCAUCACAGGAGGCUACAGUUUCUUUGUUUAAAGGUCCAGAGAAGGCAGAAAUGUAAGCUAGCUGUCAAAUAAUAUAAAUAGCUUUGUUGAGAUGCUAAUAGGCUACAUUAGCUCACUAGUUAGCUGUUAGCUAUUCGCUAGCUGUGAUGCUUUGCUCGUUGGACACAAACGGCUUGACCCUGAAACCUGCCAUCUAGAUGCUACAUAUGCUACUUUUUAGCAAGCUACCAGACGGCUAAAUUGCUGUAGAAAACAAAGAUAAAGUCAAAGACAACAGAAAUAAAAACAACAACAAACCCCUCUACGAUGUUCAAACACGGUAAAUGUGGUUGUUGUGUCACACGAGGGCAGCACUGAGCAGCCUUCACUCACCACGAAUGGUCCAACAGUCUCCUCCCCCUCGUCCGAUCAAACGAAGAUUCAGGCCUCAUCCACCAGAAAAAACGAUGAGUUUCACCAAAACCGGACGACGGGUUAACGUCAGAGAAACGGCGUGGCGACGGCAGGAGUUACGAACUGACCUCAGCAGGAACGUGAACCAGGACUGUUACUAAAAAGGACUACGAGUUCACCACAGUAGGACUACAACUACCACAUCACUGUUUUCCGUCUCUUUUGUCUACCUCCUCCUCAAGAACUUCAAAAGGCACCUUGACUGGUUUUUAACGGAGCCGUGUCCAGACCCGAUCUGCUCCUCACAGGUUCUCACGCAAUCUGGUGUUUAGACGGUUUUUUGGUUCUGUUUAUUUUACUCACGUGUUUACUUCACUGCCUCAAGGAGAAGUUAAACAUCUGAUCGGGGGGGGGGGGUUCUCUGGAACGUUCUCAGGGCGCAGUCAAUCUUCCGUUAGGUUUUGUACGAACUGAAAAACGUCACUUUGUUGUAUUUUUGUACUUGUGUAAACGGCGACGGGGCGCACGUCAAUUGUCGUUAAGAAAUGUCGAACAUUGGCGCCAAAUUGAAAUGUCCAGUCGCGAAACCUUCAGACGUCCAAAGUCUGUGUCACUGAGAGAGAGAGAGAGAGAGUUCGGAAGCAGCUGCGAUGUUCUUGUAUCUUGAAAAGCUGAACCCUGAGAACCAAAUCUGAUCAGAACAUUCCACACACACAAAAAUAACCCCUGCGACAUUUCCAACACGUCUGAGCAACGAAAACACACAAAACGCGUCCAACGACAUCUGAAGGCCAUCGUGAACGACGCGACACAAAAUGUUGUGUUGGGUUGAUUUACAUGACUUUACGCUGCACCCCCUAGUGGCCGUUUGUUACUUUAUCCACAGACCUGUGCGACGUCUGUGGUCGCUUAACUCUUCGCCGGAAAGUUCGUGUUUUUACGCACGUUUGGUACCGACAUUAAAGGGAUAAUUCAAAUAUUAUUGACGCUUGCUCUCAGUGCAAAUAUGGACACUUAACAAAAGACUCGCCAAACAAAAUCUACGUCAGAUUAAGUCCACGGUAUCUUAAGAACAUGCUCACGUCUUUAUCGCACUGUUGGACAAAUUUGUAAACCGCUCACUCUCCCACACCAACCCCAUCAAGAAAAUCAGUGAUUUUAGCUCGCGGGGACACAGGAGCUGCUCGUGUACCGCUGCCUCGUGUGGUCACUUUGUGUCACUGAGUUAAGUCUAAAUUAAAUAUUUCAAAUGCCGAAAUCACUAGUUAGCACAUUUGAACUUAGUGAUGGAGGCAGCAGUGGAUCAACAACUCCUCUGUGAUGUGAUGUUAAAAUCACUGAUUUUCUCUAUGGGCUUUGGUGUGGGAGAGUGAGUGGUUUACAAACUUCAGUUUCCUGUUGGAAAAGUCUGAGUCCAGUCUCAGCAGUGAGAUAAAGACGUGAACAUGUUUGUUUCUGUCGUCACCACUUUAUCUCACGGUCUGCUAAGUGGAAAGUUUUUUGUUUUUGUCACUUUGUUAAACCGCUCACUCUCCCACACCAAAGCCCAUAGAGAAAAUCAGUGAUUUUAACAUCACAGCACACAGACGUUCACAGGAGUUGUUGAUCCACUGCUGCCUCCAUCAAUACGUUCAAAUGUCUUAUUUCCGUGAAUUCGGCUUUUGAAAAGCUCCGUUUGGAUUUACCUCCGUGACACAAAGUGACCACACGAGGCAGCAGCAGUAGACCAGCAGCUCCUGUUGGACUGUGAGAUAACACGACAUACCUCACUUUAAAACAAAGCAAACCUAAAAUGUCCCCGUCAUGUUACCAACACAACGAUUCCCUGUGACAUCGUCAUCAUCAAGUUUGUGUCGUCGGACAUGUUGGAAAUGUUAUUAUUUCCUUAUUUCUAUCGUUUCCCUUUGUUUUCUUUCUCCUGCGACACUGUGGGAGCCCCCCCCC